AUGACUUGGCACUCUCCUAAAGAUGCCAUGCCGUGGGUGGGGUUGUAUAUUGUUGCAUCUUCUCUGAUCUGUACUCUUGCAAUGGCAACCGAUGCCUUCCAAGGCUUUCGACAAAGGAAACUCUGGUUUCCCUGCAGAUUUUUCACCAUCAACGCUGCUUCCAUCACAUUGAUAGCAGUAUCAAUGAAGCUACCGGUGGAUCUAACCACCGACAUGCCUAGUGAUAAUGAACAGGGUGCAAAGUAUCUUGGAAUUGCUUUCUUGUUCACCAUGUUAGCUAACUUUCUCCCUUCUUUAGGGGGCAUGGAUGACAAGGAACUUUUCAUGAACAUCAUAGCCCUGGGUAUUCUCAUCAUCACCAUUAUUGUAAAUAUAGGCAUUCAAACUGCUACCCAGUUUGUUCUUGCAAAUGUUGUGGUAGAAAUGUCUAUAAUUAUAUUUCUUCUUCUAUGGCCAUUUUGGGUAGCAUUGACAGUUCCAACAUCUAGAAGAGUUUUAGAACAUCAGUACAAGGAGUUACACGAAUCAGCUUUAAAUCGCCAAGAGGUAAAGUUCUCCUCCACAGAACUCAUACAUCAUGUUAAAAAAUAUUGGAUGAUGGCGGAAACCGGUAAUCCCCAAUUUGUGCUUGCAUGUUCACCCAUCUGUUCUGCUUCUGGGUUGAUAUGCUCAUACUUCGCUGCUUCUUCAGUUUCGCAGUUGAUGAUCCUCUUCGGUGACAAUUCAAAAUUUUGGUAUGGAAAAUCAGAUUAUAAGUGGUCCAUCAACGUAAUUCUAACUGUCCAAUUGAUCGGGAUUUUAGUAGGUAGUAUUGCACCGAUAUUUAGAUGUAUCACUGCUAUCAGUUAUUUCAACCUCUCCAAGGAAUGGAGCAUCAACCAUCUAAACAUGUUCAACAUCGAGAAACAUUGGACACAAUGGCUUCGACAGUGGAAAAGCAACCAUGUAGAUUCACAUAUCCCAGGCCGCCACUGCAAAAUCUUUCUCCAUAAUGUCAAAAGCUUGAUUUUGAACUUUUGUAUAGCACUUCAGGUAACGGUUGUGGUUAUUUGUAAAACUUUAUGUCUCGUUCCCACAUGCAUGAUGCUCUUAUUCUAUUCCUGUUGCCAUUUCUGCAACUCAUUAUUGAAGAGGUUUAAAAAGGACUCAGAUGCAUCCAACAACAGCGUGAGAUCAGAGAUUGAAGAAUAUAUUGGUUAUGUUCUACAAAUUGAAGACGGGGCGAAGCUUUCAAACAGACUGUUGAGAAAUAUGCUGAGAUCGAUAACGAAACUUCUUCACAAGUCUGAAGAGAAACAACCGAUAAAUCUUAUCAAGUUUCUAGAGAAAUCUAGAGGAUUCAAUGGAGUAGCAGAGUUCGACAAUGACCAAGUCCUGCCUUUUUAUCAGGAAGAAAUACACAAUUGCUGGAGCCUAGUAGUUGUAACAUUAACAACCAUUGCCCUUGCACUUCCCAAUAUUGCAAAUGGCCAAGUCAAAAGGUUACUAGCUAGCAUGAGUGAAGGGCUCCAAUUUGUUAGACAUAUCGAAGAAACCCUCAAUGCAAAUGGUGACUUGGUAGAGGCAAGAAAGACAGCUCGACGUGUAUGGACUGAAGUCGACGUAUACAGCGGUUGGCUACAAAUUGAUCUUCAAAAGGAGGCUCGUAAAGGAAAAACGUGUGAGGAGAUUCUUCAAUGGUUAGGCGAUGAAGCAGUAAAGAUUGUGAUACAGUUCAAGAGAUGCAAAACUAGCAGUGUAGAUGAUUCACAUCAUAAGUUCAUUGCUGCGAGUUCUAUGUAUAGAAUCAGCCAAACCAUACUGCUCCAUUGCAAUGAACAAGAAAAUCAGCCAACGGAUGUGGAAGUUUUUGAAUGGAUAUCAAGUACGAUUGCAGAUCUAUUAUUUGCUUGCCUUACCAACUUACCACGAGUCAUAACUCUGAAAUGUCAUCACGAUGCAAUAGAGAAAAGGGAAGAGAGCAUACGGACUGCAGCUCGACUUCUUGGUAAAUCCAAAACGAUUUUGAAUAUCCUUGAAGGGCGUCAACUUCCAAACAUAGAUCUGGACUCGAUGGCAUACAUUGAUAAGUGGCAUUCAUUACCAAAGAGUCAGAUACCCAAUGGUUGUUCUUCGAUUCAACCAGCUUCUUCAAGUUCUAAUGAAUCACUCAUUGUAACUAUUAUCUAA
Molecule: messenger RNA, 2169 nt
Organism: Cynara cardunculus var. scolymus (artichoke)
Lineage: Eukaryota; Viridiplantae; Streptophyta; Magnoliopsida; Asterales; Asteraceae
Exons: 1
Coding region: 1-2169 (722 amino acids)
Source: RefSeq, a predicted model, not a curated record